Messenger RNA from Mauremys reevesii (Reeves's turtle), 1737 nucleotides. Its product is annotated as interferon-inducible GTPase 5-like. The record is from RefSeq and is a predicted model, not a curated record. Gene Ontology annotation, cellular component: membrane. Lineage: Eukaryota; Metazoa; Chordata; Testudines; Geoemydidae. Bases 1 to 1329 code for a protein of 442 amino acids. Gene Ontology annotation, molecular function: GTPase activity; GTP binding. The transcript has a single exon.
AUGGCGUCUACAGAAGAGGCAUCAAGGAGCCUAUUUCAAGAUCUGGAUGUUAAACUCCCUGGUAUGUCCGAGAAGGAUCUUGAAGAGCUAAAGGCUGCCAUUGAAACAGGGAACCUUUCGGAAGCAGCUCAAAAAGCACAGGAGGCCCUAGAGCUGUCAAAAAACACCAAGCUCAACAUCGCCAUCACAGGGGAGUCGGGAUCUGGGAAAUCGUCCUUCAUCAACGCCAUGCUGGGCUUAGCCGACGAUGACAAAGGAGCGGCCAAGGUUGACAUCAUAGAAUCCACAACAGAGCCAAUUGAUUAUCUGCAUCCCAUGCUCCCCAAUGUGAAGAUGUGGGACCUGCCUGGGAUCGGGACUCCAAGUUUCCGGCCUGACACCUACCUUCAACAGGUCAGCUUUGCCCGCUAUGACUUCUUCAUCAUUGUCACUUCGAAGCGCUUCAGAUCCUGUAAUGCAGACCUGGCCCAGGAGAUCCAGAAGAUGGGGAAGAAGUUCUACUUUGUGCGCUCCAAAGUGGACGAGGACUUGAGAAAUGAAAGUAAAAAAAGAAACUACGACCAGGAGACCACCUUGCAGAGAAUCCGAGACGACUGUGUGGAGAAGCUGAGGAAUGAAGGGGUAAAUUCCCCGCAGGUUUUCCUCAUUUCCAGGUGGGAAUUUGACCAAUACGAUUCUCCCCAACUGCAGGAAACUCUGGCCAAUGAACUGGACUCUCACAAGAGACACAUUUUCCUCUUGGCACUUCCCAACAUCUCAAGGCCAAUCCUGGAUAAGAAAAAAGCAGCCCUGGUGAACCAGAUCUGGAAACGAGCCCUGAAGUCGUGUGCCAUUGCAGCUGUUCCCAUCCCCCACCUCUCUGUCUCAUGUGACGUUGACAUCCUGGUGGAAUCCAUGACUGAGUACUGCAAAGUCUUCGGUUUGGAUGAAGAAUCCCUUGUUAAACUCUCCAUACAGGUCAGGAAACCCGUGUCUCAGUUGAAGGGUGUGAUCAAAACCCCAUUGGCCAAGGAAAUAUCAAGAGAAGAUGCUUUGGAGCUGCUGAGCAAGGUUUCAGGUAGUGUAAUGGGGCUAUGUCUCACUGGGUCUUUUAAAUCAUCUAAGUCUACUUAUUUUGACUGGGAGCAAGUGGACAAGGAGAUGGGUGAAAUCAUGAUAAAUAUUAAAAAGUACAUAAGCCUCCUACCAGUGUGUGGAACCCUCCUAGCUGCAGAGAUCUCGUUGCUAGCCACAUUCAAUGCCCUGUAUGCCUUUCUGGAAGGUGUUGCUGGGGAUGCUCACCGGGUGCUCACCGAGGCUCUGGAGGUGGCAGAGAAAAAGUCAGUUUAGUGGCACUGGGGAGGAUGGUCUUGCAGUCAGAGUGUUGGAGUGUGACUCAGGAGACAUCGGUUGUGUUCCUAGUUCUACCAAAGCCUGCCUGUGUGAGCUUUAUCACAUCUAGUCAUCUCUGUGCCUCAGUUUCCCUUGCCUAUAACAUGGGGAGAAUAAUAUUUUGUAGACUUUGUAAACUGGUUGGGGCCAGAAGUCACCUACUACAGGACAGGAACAACAAAGAAAAUAACAGAACGCCACUAACUGUCACCUUCAGCCUCUAACUAAAACCUCCCCAACGUAUCUUCAAGGAUCUACAACCUAUCCUGAAGGAGAAUCCCUCACUCUCAUAGAGAUUGGGAGACAGGCCAGUCCUUACUUACAGACAGCCCCCCAACCCGAAGCAAAUAUUCACCGGCAACUACA